CCAUUCAAUAAUAAAGUAUGAGCCGAAGAACAAAUCUCAGUCAUCGAAAUUUAACAUUUCUCCCAAUAUGUUUUCUUUUCUCAUCAUCCUAGUGUCGGAGGUUUCUCAGGUGGUUAUUGCUGCCGUGGUCUCUAUAGUCUUCUUAGUGUUAGCGGGUCUAACACUGGCAGGUUCAGCCACGGCAUUAACCAUAACCACACCGCUUUUUAUCAUACUCAGUCCUAUUCUCGUACCAGCCACGAUAGCCACUGCUGUCAUAACUACAGGAUUCACCGCCGGUGGCGCACUCGGAACGAUGGCCGUUGCUAGUCUCAUCAGCAUGCGACGUAGGUUUGGAGGUAGGAGAUUUGGGGGAGGUAGGAGGUUUGGGGGAGGUAGGAGAUUUGGGGGAAGAUUUGGAGGGGGCCAAAAUCCGUUUGGAAAUAUCUCAAAAUGGUUAGGACCAGGGGCCGCAGGUGGAGGUUUACCUGGAGGACUUGGAGGACUUGGAGGACUUGGAGGGGGCGAGAAUCCGUUUGGAAACAUCUCAAAAUGGUUAGGACCAGGGGCCGCAGGUGGAGGUAUACCUGGAGGACUUGGAGGGCUUGGAGGGGGCGGAAAUCCGUUUGGAAACAUCUCAAAAUGGCUUGGACCAGGGGCCGCAGGGGCCGCAGGUGGAGAUGCACCUGCCGCUGAAACUGCACCUGCCGCUGGAGCUGCACCAGCCGCUGGAGCUGCACCUGCCGCUGGAGCUGAACCGGCUGCUGGUGGAAGUACACCACCCACAUGGUAAAGGAAAUAAGUCAAGUUGUUCCAACAUGUAGCAGAUAUAUAUUGUGUAUUGUGCAUUGAUUCAUAAGGAAACAAAAGCUUUUUAAAACGUUUAAUGUUCAUAUGUAAUCUCGAAGCUGAUUAUACUGAAAUAAAGAAACACAUGGACUA
Arabidopsis lyrata subsp. lyrata is the source of this 921-nucleotide messenger RNA. RefSeq names its product oleosin-B2. Gene Ontology annotation, cellular component: monolayer-surrounded lipid storage body; membrane; extracellular region. NCBI's taxonomy places the organism in Eukaryota, Viridiplantae, Streptophyta, Magnoliopsida, Brassicales, Brassicaceae. The transcript is spliced from 2 exons. Gene Ontology annotation, biological process: lipid storage; sexual reproduction. Bases 68 to 772 code for a protein of 234 amino acids. The record is from RefSeq and is a predicted model, not a curated record.